AUGUUAGAAUCCAUUCUUCCUUUAAAGGGAACUUCCAGAUCGACUGGUGAACCUCUUUUUCCUGCUGAGAUCUUCACUAACUAUGAUUCCUCUAUCACUGGACUUAUAAAGUGGAACUUGGACGAUUGCGUCUUCGGAUUUAAAAGCAAUUUCCUCAUAGACAAGGUUACAGGGCAGAGUUCAGUAGAUUUACCCCCUUCAAAGGUCGAGCACUCUUUGCAGAGGCCAACCAAAGAGAAGAAAAAGGAAGGCGAGCGUAAAAAGUUAAGGCGUCCAACUUAUCCUCCGAGGCUUGCUCAAAUGUUUGGUGAUGGGACUAAUGAGGAAGUUUUUGAGGAUCAUAGCCAUAAGGAAGAAAAGAUUAGGCCUUCCAAGGAAUUGAGGGCAGAACGUGUCAGUGUUUUCCAGGGUAAUCUUUACCAGAAAGUUAAAGUGAAGUCUCCUGACAAAUCAGGGAAGUUCAUAGUUAACUGUAGUGAUGAUGGGCUGAAACUUGAGAUUUCCACGCCUACCAAAAGUGGUGAGGAGCCUGGCAAGGUUGUGAAGGAGCUUCCUGUUUCUCAAGUUAGUCAGGUUAAGACCACUUCCCAUAACAUUAACCAACUUGAAAUCACUGUAUCAAAUGUAGUAUACACCUUCACUUUCAAGUCUCGUGAGGAUCGUGAGCGGUGGCAGAACAACUUUGAUGAAUUUAGAAAGUUUAGUAGACUAAUACAAUAA
Messenger RNA from Theileria annulata, 720 nucleotides. RefSeq lists its product as uncharacterized. Lineage: Eukaryota; Apicomplexa; Aconoidasida; Piroplasmida; Theileriidae. The coding region runs from base 1 to 720 and encodes 239 amino acids. The transcript is spliced from 4 exons. The record is from RefSeq and is a predicted model, not a curated record.